AUGCAAUAAAUUCAAUAGGGUUAAGCAGAACAUUAAAGUAUAUAGAAGUUACAAUAAUUCUUGCAAGGAUUGAAUAAAUCAAUAAUAAAAUAGGGUGUAUAAGCAAAUUUAUAAACGAUAUCAAAUAAUUUGGAUGCUGCAGCUAACGAAAUAGGAUUCUUAUUGCAAUCAAGAGAUUUAAAUGAAUAUAGUCAUAUAGUGAAUAAAUUAUCGUCAGUUUGGAAAGAAUUAUACAGAACUGUUUCAAAUAGUAAAUUAGUUAAUGAGUUUGAGAAUGAAUCAAGUGAUUAUUAAUAAAAAUUGGAAUUGAUAUCAUAAGCUAAAAGAUAAAUGAAAGAUGGUAUAGGUGAAAUAGGUUAAUUUGGAGGAGUAAGAGUAUCAGCUUAUUAGACACCUUAGACAAAAAAUCAGAUGAAAUAAAUGAGUAGAUAAUAAACAGGUUUACCAUCAAUAUCUGGAUAAACUUAAACAGAAUAUAAACAUAAAACUAAUUAUGAAAUAGAUGAUAAUUAAAGAGAGAUUUUAUAAGAAGUGUUAAGAUAAGGCAAUAAAUUGAAUGUAUAAAUAGUAAUGAAACGUUAUGAUCCAAAAAUAACAUUGAUGUUAAGUGAAGGAACAGAUACUAACUUAGAUAUUUAAGAAGCAAUUAGAGGAUUUAAUAGAGAUUAUUUAGAAAUUAAAUUAUAAGAGAUUACUAAAGAAAAUUUGAAAAAUAUAGAAGAGAUAUAAAAAGUUAUGUAAGAAAAACAUGAAUUCACUUAAGUUAAUGAAUCAUCAGCUACUGAUAAACUAAAAUCAAUUUAUAAAACAAUUUAUACUAAAACAACUGAAAUGGAUUAAUUGAUGAUAGAGGCUUCUAAAUAGGAACCUUAAGUUGCAAAAGAUAUCUUAGAUGAAUUUCUAUAUCAUGUUACACAUAAUUAUAAAGAUAUAUAAUCAGAGACAUUUAAGAUUGUUGCUAAAGUAUUUUAAUAAAUGCAAUAAAAAUAAAAACAGGAUGAAUUAUUAAAAAGCAGAACUCUUUAAGUAUAAUAACCAUAACAUAAAAAAGAUAAAUUAAGUUCAUCAAAGAGAGGUAAUUAAAGUUCAGCUGAUGAAUCUUAAGUAAGUGAUAAAAUAAGAUAAGAAUUAAUAGAGAAGAAAUUGGAAGUUGAUAAAAAGAAUUAAGAGAUAUUUGAAUUAUAAAAUAAAGUUAGACAAGCAGAAACAUAAUAUAUUUAAACAUCUUUAGAAUUAGAAUCAAUGAAAUUAAAUGUAAGUAGAUCAGAAUAAGAGAAAGCUUAAUUAAAUUAUGAAUUUAAGAAAAUGGAAAAAUAAUUAACAUCUUUGAAUUCUAAGAAUUUUUAAGAUUAAGCUAUCUAAUGUACUGAUAUUAAUUAAUAAAAUUUAAUUUCAAAAUUAUAAAAAGAUAAUUAAUAAUUUUAACAAAAAGUAUAUUAGCUUAAAAAUGAAUUAAAUAAAAUUAGUCCAAGUUCAGGAAGGGAAUUAAAAUAACAGAAUACAGAAUUUUAAGAUAAAAGUGAUGAUUAAAAUAUUUAAAAUUCAUAAGUUGGAACACCUAGAUAAACUAGUAGAUAUAAAUCUGCUUAAGAUUUUGAAAAUUAAUAAUAUGAAGAUGGUUUCUCAAUUGAUUAAAGAUUAGAUUCUUCUUAGCAAAUAUAUAAAAAUAGUGAAGUAUCAAAUAGAGAAAGAUUAGAUGAUAUGGGAUUUGAAAGAUCUCCAACACAUUCUAAUACUGUUAAAGCAACUUUAAAAAAUAAAACUUCAACUUUAGUUGAAACAAGAUAAACUAAUAGUCCUUUAUCUAAUUCUGAAAGAUCUGUUAAAGUAUCUUUAUAAACAAGUUAAACCAAUUUUAAUCCAAAAAAGAAAAAAUAAAAAUCUAUUCUUAAAAUAGAAGAGGAAGAUUCUACAUUAAAUUAAUCUGCUGAAUUACAAAAAUAAAAAAUUAAAAAGCAAGCUUUCUCUAACAAAGUGACUAGAAGAUAAACUACUUUAGAAGUAGCAUCUAAAGAUUUUUUUAAAAAUUAAAAUUCAAUUAAAGAAUAAGAUGAAUCAUAAGCAGCUACUAAUUUUGAAACUUAAAGAACAUAAUCUGGAUAAGCUAUUAAUAAACCGAAAAGAAUUAAAUCAGUAGAUAAAAAGAAUAAUGUUAAUGGAAGGAGAAUCUAAACAGAGGGUUAAGAACAAUUUUAAGAAAGCGAAGAUAGUGAAUCAGAAAAUGGAAAUUCUAAAGUUAAGUUUUCAAGAAGUACUACAUAAAGAGAUUAAAAAAAAUUGACUAUUAAGAAAGUAUAAUAAUAAACAUCAAGUAAAAAUGUAUAAGUAAAAAAAUCUAUUGAUAUUUAAAUGAUUGCAACUGUUGAAGAAAUUCCUUCUAAUAUUACAUCCUAAUAAAGUUUAGAUAAAUUUAGCUUAAAAUAAUAAAAUACUAUUGAAGAAACAGAUUAAUAAUUAAGACAUAAAAAAGAUUAAUUAAAAUUUAAUGGAAGCUCUCCUAUAAAAAGAUCCAGUACAUCAGUACCAUAAUAGUUAUAGAUGAUUAUCAAGUUGAAUGAUGAAGAUUAACAAUAAUUUACAACCUACUGGCAUCAAAGUAUUUACUAUUAUAUAUGUAUAUUUAGGACAUAUUGAUUAAGAAACAUAGACUGAAAAUUAGUUAUUGAUGUAAUUAAUAUAAAGUACAAUCUCUUAAUUAGAUCUUCCUAUGAAUAUUAAAUAAAAUAUGAUCUAACAAUUACCAAAGAAAUUAGAAACUGCUGUUGCUAUUGCAUUGAAUCAAAGUUAAAUUAUACAUUAAACUGGAAAUUUAAGCUCAGAAUAUUUAUAAUAAUUAGAAAUUACAUCUCCUCAUAGUUCUCGCUUAUCAUAAGAAUCAUUUAGAUAAAAACAAAUUAAAAAUUAAAGAUCACUUGAUUCUUAAGGCAAAUAAAAAUUAUAAUCUUUAUUAGAUUUGAAUUAAUUUGAACCUCCUUUAACUAAAACAAGUUUAGAUAGUAAAAUAGGUUAGUUAACUUAAAAGAAUUCAAUUGAAAUUGCUGAUCAAGCAAAUUCUGAAAAAAGUGAAAUUUUCUUGAAAUCUAAAGGAGAAUUAGAAAAAUAGUUUUUAUAAUAAUAAGAAUAAGUUUUAAGAAUGGAAGAAUUUAUGAAAUCUGAAGAUGAAGAUUUGGGAUAUGAAGAAUUAGCAAAAUAAAUUAUAGCAAAUGAGAAUGCUGGUUAACCUUUAGAAUAAUUUAAAUAAAAUGAUCUAUAAUCAGAAAAUUUUAUGAAAAGACUCCAUAAUAGUAUGACCAAUUAAAAAACUAAAGGAGCUACAGCUAUUUAAGAUAUGUUAAAACGUUUCUAUAAAAAGAAUCCUAAAGAUUAAAUCACUUUUCAAGAAUUUAAAGGAUUUUAUUAAAAAGUGUUUGCAACUCAUAAAUAAUGUGGAUUUAAUAUUGUUUGCAGUCAUUUACAAAGAUUUAUUAUGAAAUUAGGAUUUACUUGUACACUUUUUUCUAAAAGGAAAGUAUUCAUUUUUUUAAUUUAUUUUAGUUAUUAAAAACUUCUCUAUCCAUUCUUAAACCAUUUAACCCUUUGCAUGAAACAAAACAAAAAUUGGUCAAUUAAUCAGCUACUAAUUAGAAUUCAUCUAAAUUCUAAACUAAUUAACAUUUUUCUGUUGAUUAAUGA
This is a messenger RNA of Paramecium sonneborni, 3672 nucleotides long. NCBI's taxonomy places the organism in Eukaryota, Ciliophora, Oligohymenophorea, Peniculida, Parameciidae. The record is from the annotation of a GenBank genome assembly.